AUGUCACCAACGGCGACUUCUCUUAACAAUGAACCCGCGAUAAUAAUCGAAUUUGCCGAUCGAGGUUUCGACGAAGUGGUUGCUGGCCAUAUGAACUCCACGGAAGAUAGUAUUGAUAUUCAAGAUAGCUAA
Molecule: messenger RNA, 132 nt
Organism: Sclerotinia sclerotiorum 1980 UF-70
Lineage: Eukaryota; Fungi; Ascomycota; Leotiomycetes; Helotiales; Sclerotiniaceae
Exons: 3
Coding region: 1-132 (43 amino acids)
Source: RefSeq, a predicted model, not a curated record